GCGCAGUGCCGUGGUUUCGGUUGAGCAUUCUUGGCAGCGUCUCCUCGGCGAACUAGCAGCCGACGGUCAGUCAGCCCACGGCUUUCUUUUGGUGUUUGGGGAGUUACGGUUAAGGGAUAAUAAGGACCGCGGAGCAUCCUUAGGAAGGACCUUGAAAUUACCAGCAGUCCUUCAGACACAAAGAUGAACCCACUUCUCAAAAGCAUCAUCCUCGAUUGAAUUAUCGAUUCCUCUCUACCUGCACACCCACACCAAACCUCACCCCAUCUGCUUCAUCUGACUAGCCUUCUGCAGAAAAGGAUCUCAGUGCUGAUGGGUAUGGAGAGAUUUAUCAGAAGGAAUUCCCAUUGCAAAAGAAGUAACGUGUCGUGAAAGAGAAGCACUGUUACCUAACAGACCACUGAUCUGUCGACAGAAUAUAUACAGGAAAAACUGAGAAUAAUUCAAGUGGAAGUGGAAGAGGGUCAUCCCUGAUCCUGACAUGUCCAUAAUGCUACAGCAGUAUUUAUUGCAACCUGCCAGUUAAAGGCGAUGUCUUGGGGCACUGGAGGCCACAACACCACAAGCAGAGUGUGCAUGGGGCCUCUCUGCCACCAAUUUCUGGCAACCCUACUGUCAUGUGAAACCAACGCAACACUGCACUGCCUUUAGCUAACCUGGGGCAAAAUGAACAGCUACAGAGACAGAGGGGUAACUUGCACCUCCUCUGACCUUCUGGGUAGAGGAGGAGCAGCUGCCCAGCACACUCCAUUUCGUAACACCCCUAAUGGACACCCAGCUCCUGACCCCACGGACCCAAUGAUCCAGCCACGCAUUUCAGUGCCCAAAAUGGGUGUUCGUGCCCGGAUUGCAGAAUGGCCGCCGCGUCGUGCACAGUCUCGGGAGUCGCUGCUUGAAAACGGGCAAACUGGUGGCAACUACUACGAUGACUGUUCCACUUCAUCAUCAGUCGUGUCAUCUGAUGUCAGGCUGGUGCGAGGAGGAGUCGCCAGAAUGCCCCAAAGGCGGUCCAAGGAUGUGGAGUUGAGAGGAGGGGGAUGUGGUGGUGAAAGAGGUUCACCUUUCAACCUCAGAAUGUUUCCACCUUUGAGACAGCGCUCCAACAGUGAAGUGACGCUCAGUGAACAAGACGAAAACGAGGUGGAGUGUCGUGGAGUUGGUGGGUUGGUGAACCGGUUCAGAGAGUAUGGCAGCACCUCUUCCAUUGACAUCCAGGGCAUUCCUGACCAGAGCUUCUUUGACAUGCUCAACCAGUUCCAACAGGAGAGGCCUGACCAGCGCAGCUCUGCUCCUGUACCCCUCGGAGAGCUAUUGCGAGCCUCUGAAUCACCACCUGGCGUACCUGUUCCCUCUCCUCCCUCACCUGGUCCUGUAGACGAUCGAGGGACUGGAAGAAAGGAUGGUACUGAGAGAGUGAGGAAGAAAAGUGGAGGGACCGAAUCAUCGUUGGGCACCUCCUCUCUGUUCCGGAAACUUCGGAGCUCUAGCAGAGGGGAGCUGGAUGGAGGCAAAGGAGAGUCUAAUGAGGACAGAGGAGGCAGGGUUUCAACAGAGACCUCAUACAAGCCAUGGGUUUGUCCAAAGAGUUUUGUCCACUUUGAUUCUCAGAGCAUCUUAUUUGACCUCCAUGAGGCAGCAGCUCAGCGCGGCUUUGCCACCCAGAGGAGGAACACAGCUACGGGGGCAUCAGCUGCUUCUACGUCUGUUCCCAAAUCCUCCACUGCUUGUGUGAACGAUCCCAUUUAUUCCAGCAUUGAAGAUCUGACCCUAAGCCACGAUCAGGACUCUACUACACCCUCACUGGCCAUGGAACCUUUAAAUGGACCUGGAGCUGCUCACAGCUCCAGCCCAUUGCUCCUCUCUUGCCCUCACUUCCUGAAUGAGAUUGGGGGCCAAAAAGAACGAAAUAUCAGCUUUCUUGGCUCAUUAGCAGAUCGAGAAGUAGAUGGGGAGAGGGAGAGUGGGAGGGGGUGUUUAAGAAAGAGUAAUGCCAGUGUGUCAGUGCUGGAGGUACCACGUGAACAGCAGAUGACAAGAAUGGAGAAACUCCAGCUGUACAGCAUAGAGCACGUCGACUUGGGUGCCCUGUACUACAGAGACUACUUCCAUGGAAAAGAACACUCAAACUACUUUGGGACAGACGAUAAGCUGGGCCCUGUGGCUGUGAGCAUCCGGAGGGAGAAGUUAGAAGACACCAAAGACCUGAAAGACCAGUACCAGUACCGGCUCAUCGUCAGGACUAGUGAGCUCGUAACCCUGCGAGGCAUCAUUUUAGAGGAUUCUGUGGCGACGACAGGGAAGCAUGGCACAGUGAGAGGUCUGCCCCUCAAGGAGGUCCUGGAACAGGUGGUCCCCGAGCUCAGUGUGUCCUGCUUGAGACUGGCACUGAGCACAGCCAAAGUCACCGAUCAGCUGCUUAAACUGGAUGAACAAGGGUUGAGUCAGAAGCACAAGGUGGGUGUUCUGCUGUGCCGUGCUGACCAGAGCACAGAGGAGGAGAUGUACAACAAUGAGGAGGCGACGCAGGCCUUCUCCGCUUUCCUCGAGCUGCUCGGGGAGCAGGUGCUCCUCAAAGGAUUCGACAAAUAUGCCGCACAGCUCGACACAAAGACGGACUCAACAGGCACCCACUCCCUCUACACUACCUACCAGGGCUACGAGAUCAUGUUCCACAUUUCCACCAUGCUUCCGUACAUGCCCAGCAACCCCCAGCAGCUCCUGAGAAAAAGGCACAUAGGAAACGACAUUGUUACCAUCAUCUUUCAAGAGCCAGGAGCGCAGCCUUUCACCCCUCAGAAUAUUCGGUCACAAUUCCAGCACGUCUUUGUUAUUGUUCGUGUACACAACCCCUGCUCUGACAACACCUAUUACAGUGUUGCUGUAACACGUAUGAAGGAUGUGCCUCUGUUUGGGCCUCCUAUCCCGCUCGAAGUCACCUUCCGCGACCCAGAGAUGUUCCGCAACUUCCUCUUAGCCAAAGUCAUCAAUGCAGAAAAUGCAGUGCACAAGUCCGAGAAGUUCCACACCAUGGCAACACGGACUCGCCAGGAAUACCUACGCGACCUGGCUGAGAACUACAUCAGCAGCACUCCCCUGGACACAGCGGGCAAACUGAACAGCCUGAUCUCCCUCGCGUCCAAGAAGCGAGAGCGCUCAAAAGCAAGAGAAGGAGCCGAGCUGGGCGCCAGAGGAGCGGUCGCCUGGAGAGUCCAGUCCCAGGAUUUUCGAGGAGGAGCAAAAGAGCUCCCAUGUGCCUUGGGUAUAUCAAGCGAGUUUGUCAUCCUCGUGGACUGCGCCACCAAAGAAGUCGUGUUUAACUGUUUCUGUUCGGACGUGAUCGGCUGGACUCCGGAGCGUCUUGCUCUCAAAAUCUUUUUCGGUAGAGGAGAUCACAUUGCACUGCGGGUACCUGAGGGCUGUGCGCUGGACAUCAGGGAAAUGGUCCAGCGACUGAAGUUGUUGACGAUUGGAUGUGAAACGGUGGAUAUGACACUGAGGAGAAAUGGGCUCGGACAGCUGGGCUUCCAUGUACGCAUGGAUGGCACAGUGGCUGAGGUGGAGGAGUAUGGCUUUGCUUGGCAAGCGGGACUGAGGCAGGGCAGCCGAUUAGUGGAGAUCUGCAAGGUGGCUGCCGUGACGCUGAGUCACGAGCAGAUGAUCGACCUGCUGAGGACGUCGGUUACCGUCAAAGUGGUCAUCAUUCCUCCUUUUGAAGACAGCAAGCCGCGCCGGGGCUGCACAGAGGAGCACGAGAUGAAGACCAUGGAGCAGAAGCCUGAGCCCGAGCCUCUGCCGGCAGGGUACCGGCCCUCCCCACGCCAAACGUGGCGAUGGGAUAGCUCGCCGGUCCCCCCAGGGCUCCACAGCACUCCCAACCCACAGCGGUGGGCCCACGUGGGGCCCCCACCACCUCCUUUGCAGCGGCCACCCAAGGCCCUGCUGCCGGUUCCCUACAGAGAGCCUCAACACCUCCCCUCUAAAAGACCCGUGAGCUACCCAGAGAACCACUACAUCCUGUCCCCUGCUGGCGCCGACAGAAUGCUGCCCUACAGAAACCCCUCAGCCAGUUUCUCCUCUCCCCCGUCAGGCCUGGUUGGCUUCUCUGCUCUUGGGCCUCCUGGAAUCACACCGGGCCCAUUUGUGCGCUACAAACCUUCACCCGACAGAUUUGGAGCAAUACAUCGCCCCCUGCUGUCUUUUGAACCUCACCUCACUGUGGACAUAAUUUCUAGUGGAGAGUCUUCCUCAGGCUUCACCAGUCAGGACAGCACAAUAGAGCGCAACAAAAUAGAACCCCUCUGGCAUGUCCCAAUAUCAUCGUCUCGAGGACCAGGUGGUGGAGGGGGGCAGAGGAGACUCGCCCGACAGGAUGUCCCGGGGAAAGACUCUCCAAACAGACACUUGAAGGGGGAGACUCAGUACUCCAGCCACUCCAGCAGCAACACUCUGUCCAGCAACGCCUCCAGCAGCCACAGCGACGAGCGCUGGUUCGAAGGAGGAGCUGCUGGAGACAGAGGAAGCGGAGGUUGCCUUGUCGACCCGACGGAUCCUGACCCGAACUCUCUCAACAAGGGGGGCUCAAAUGACAGCGGCAUCGACGCGUCCUUGCACUACAAAAACACUCACCAGGGGAAUAUGUCCAGCAGCCACUUGCACAAGGCCCUGCUCGGCCCUGCCACCUACAACAGCACGCACGAGCUUACUGUGGGGAGAAGCAACGGGGGAGAAGAAGCAAAGAGACGGGAACCCUCACCUAUCUUACCCGCUUCAGCCAAUCCGAACAAAGGCUACCGAACGAAGACAUUCCCACCCCCAGGCUCCAGCGCCGAAAAAAUGGAAGCCUUCAAACCCAGGGCCUACACACCACAGGGUUACAAGACCCCGACGACGGAGAAGGCUCGACCUGUCCGGGCCUCCACGACAACACCCACCUCUGCUCAAAUGAACUCCACCUCUUUAUCCAGCUCUGCUCCCAAGUCCUCAUCUGGAAGGAGCAGAGCUGGCCGGCAGACGGAGGACACCAGCUCUGACAACAGCAGGAAGCAGAUUGACACAAAUUCAAAAAAUGUUUUUGGACAGCCGCGGCUCAGAGCAUCACUGAGGGAUCUGCGCUCUCCUCGAAGGACCUACAAAAGUACCAUAGAGGACGACUUAAAGAGACUGAUCAUCAUGGACAACCCAGGAGAAACACCAGCGCGAGACCCAUCUCCCCGCCGCACCUUGCAGCGCACGUUUUCAGACGAGUCACUAUGCAGCGGGCGCAGGGAUGCCAGCUUUGCCUGCUCUGAAGACCAGACCAGCCCCACCGACGUGCUGUUCACCUGCACGCUCCCCACUCGCAAACACGGCCUCUCAUCCCACCACUUCCAGGGCAAAAAGAUGCCUCUCUCAGCAUCAGAGUUGUCCCUGACAGAAAUGAGGGAUAAAGUCCCCUCCUUGAGGAGGCUCGAUCCCGGGUUAAUGCCCCUCCCUGACACUGCUUGUGGACUCGAGUGGUCCAGCCUAGUCAGCGCUGCUAAAGCCUAUGAAGCACAAAGAGCCAUUUCACUCUUUUCGCUGGUUGAGCCACAAGUUGUGAGUCCAGAGACGAGGCCGGUCGUCAGCCCAGUCCAGUUUCAGACUCCUCAGACGCCGCGGACCACCCCAACCUUCAGCAGCGAUGAAGGAUCCAACAACUUGUCAGGACGUUUAAACCAGCUGGAAGUGAUGCUGAAACAGCUGAACAAUGACCUGGAGAAGGAGAAGCAGGAUAAAGUCGUCCUGCUUGCAGAGAUGGCCAACCUGAGGGAAAACAACCAGCGCUUACAAGAGGAGAGCCAGUCAGCCAGCGAGCAGCUGCGCAAGUUCAACGUGCUUUUUACCAACAUCAGCAGGACAGGAAGUGAUCAGGAAACUUCCUGUGUAACGCCCGAGAGCCACGCACAGAGGGAGUGAGGGUUCAUGCUGCCAGAUUCAGGCGGUAGAGGGGAGACCCAGUGGGACAGAAAUAUGCUUUUUAGUUCCCAUGAUUACUUGCACUCACAGGGCCAGCAGAGAACACAUUGAUGUCAUGUCUUUUUUGCUUCCAGUGGACUGCCUUAAACCAGAGACGGGGAAUUUAUUUUUCUUGUUAAUGCAGCACCAGAACAUCUCAGCAGAGAUUUCUUCUACUUAAUUAACUGAAGAAGUCUCCUGUACUUGUAAUCUAGAAAAAUAAGUCUGCUACUAUGCGAGAGGAGUAAACAAGAGGAGACCCUGACUGUUUAAAAGAAAAACUACAUCACCUGGAGAGGCCUAAUACUGUUCCUGCAGCAAAUCAGCCAAAAAAAAAGAAGAGGAAAAAACCUCUCUACAGACUUCAUCUCCCAGAAUGCACUACAAGAAACUUAAAAAAAAAAAGGCUCUGCAGACAUGGGGCUGUAGAGCGAAGCUUGUGUGGUAAAAUUCUGUAUUAGUGUUUUUAUACUAAAAUGAGCUGAAGAGGUGGGACAUGCAAAGCUCUGCAGAAAUAUGGCAUUUCAUCAUGGUUGGUGUGAGUGGCUGCAGUGACUUUGAGUGAGGACUGUGUGUGGGGUAAAGCAGAAACACAAACCCGUUUACCGUAGUGAGUAUUAGUGUGUCUGCAGUCACACUAAAGCUCAGCGAUUCCAUCACAUCAUCCCUCCCUAAAUAAAGCAGCAGUUUUUGACAUUUUGAAAAUUUGCACCAGUUUUAUCUCCAAUUUUCUUUUCAAAUAUCUCGGAAUUCAUUUCGAAAAAUGUAACUUGACUACUUUUUUGUAACAUUCAGGAAUCAUGUUAAUGAGACAGAUACUGAGGGUUACAGUCACAGCAACACUAACCCAAGCGUUUACCUUUUAUUUGUUUACAUAUAAUAAAAUAACUGCCUGCCUAUUUACAUUAUUUACAUCUCAUUCUGUCAUGCCGGUUGUUAAAUUAACUUGAAUCUUAGAUCUUCAGAUACAAAUUUAAAGUAAAUGAAGUAAACGUUCAACCUGCAGUGUCGUAUUUCCAUUUAUCAGGAAUGAGUUUUCUUUGCAUCUUUUUGACAAUUUUCUGUUUGUCUGGACCAUCUGAAUGAGUUUAUAACAGCUGUUAUGUUAAGAGGAAAGACAAAGAACAGCCGGUUAGCUGUUUGGCUUACCAAAGCAUCCCAUCAAUAUUAGUCCAAUUCUAGUUGAAUUCAGUAAAGCUCCUGCGUUAAAUGAAUCGGACAAGGUGUCAAUCCAGCUUCAGAGCUCUAUUGAAGUCAGUGAGACAAAGUGACAGAAGUGUAAUUCUCAAAAUGUCAAACUGUAAUUCCCAUCCAAACAAAGCUGUCACCACCAAAUUCCCCAGCAGGACGCAUUUACUGCACAGUAGACUCGGUGAACGCUGAGGAUCAAUACCAGAACCUGUGUGAGUGUGUGCCAGUGUCUGAGUGUGUGUGUAGGAUGAACCCGAACACUAUUUAUACAGCUAGCCUACUCAAUAUUGUUUAGUCAAUUUUACUACAGGAAAAAGUGUUUGUAUUUUGGAUGCUGGUACUUCCAGGACGCCACUUCUCUGCAGAAAAUGAGAUCUAUAUAUAUAUAUAUAUUUGUAACACAAUCUUUGUUCUCCACUGUUUCAUAAGCUGUUUGAUUCUCCAUCCUGCUCAGGUCCCUCAAGUUGCCGAUAUGAACUAAACAGUGAACAAAGAGAAUGAAAGCGGUUUUGCAGGGCUGCUCCAAACUAGCUUUUAUUUACCAAAACCAGAAGUACCUUACUUUGAAAAUCUAUAAUUCCCCCCUUUAGGUCAAACUUCUUCCAAUAAUUUACUGUUAAAAUGUUCUUACAGGGAGCAAGGCUGUGAAAGUUUCCUCUUUUAAUUUUAUCGCUCAUCUCAAACAGUUCCCUUCUUUCACACUGGAGGGCGCAAAAGCUUUUGUGUUGCAACUUGAAACUGGACUGUUUCCACUGAUACACCACUAAUUUGCAGGUUUUGCUUUACAGAAAUGCUCAUUUUUGGGCUAAGGAUCACCUCCUCAGUAAAUAUUUUCCAUGUUGGUUGUGGACACAUCCAUCCUCAGCUCCACAGGUGCAGCUGGGAUUUUCCUACGUCUUAUUCUGUUGGUGUUCCUCUGUAAAAGGGUGCGGUGUCUUUUUUUAAAUAAAAAUCAUAUGUAUAAUUUUAAGCUAUUUAAACUGUACACCACAUUGAACAAAUCGGUGAGGAGUUAUGUCAAGCUGUAUUUCUGUUUUUUUUAAAUGUCAAGUUUUAUAAUUUAUUUUUGACUGUUGCAAACAGUAGUGAAGACAAGAGGGUACUGUGUUUUAUUUGCUGGUUUUUACCUCUGAUUCAUGUAAAAACUGUAUUCCUACUCGUUUUCUCUGCCUCAGAUUGUGGUUGGGACAGACGAAGUAAAAGAUUCAUUUCUCUGGGUUGUAAUAACAUGUACAUUUAAAAGUGUAAAUUGUGUUUUCAGUAUUUUUUAAGAAAAAUAUUAAACAACUUAAUUC
Oryzias latipes (Japanese medaka) is the source of this 8459-nucleotide messenger RNA. It is a transcript of the gene sipa1l3, whose product is annotated as signal-induced proliferation-associated 1 like 3. Gene Ontology annotation, molecular function: protein binding; GTPase activator activity. The record is from RefSeq and is a predicted model, not a curated record. Gene Ontology annotation, cellular component: Golgi apparatus; cytoplasm; plasma membrane. Gene Ontology annotation, biological process: regulation of small GTPase mediated signal transduction; establishment of epithelial cell polarity; epithelial cell morphogenesis. Lineage: Eukaryota; Metazoa; Chordata; Actinopteri; Beloniformes; Adrianichthyidae.